Messenger RNA from Mytilus trossulus (common blue mussel), 4793 nucleotides. Its product is annotated as potassium voltage-gated channel subfamily H member 7-like. Gene Ontology annotation, biological process: membrane repolarization during action potential; potassium ion transmembrane transport. The record is from RefSeq and is a predicted model, not a curated record. Lineage: Eukaryota; Metazoa; Mollusca; Bivalvia; Mytilida; Mytilidae. Gene Ontology annotation, cellular component: plasma membrane. Bases 122 to 3322 code for a protein of 1066 amino acids. Gene Ontology annotation, molecular function: inward rectifier potassium channel activity. The transcript is spliced from 12 exons.
AAAUAUUUCAAACAUAAUGCUGAGCAGAGUACUUGCGUAAAAUGAUGUAACGUCAUAGAAGUAUAAACUAUGGUUUUACGGUCCGCUUGAUUGGUUCCAAAUAAGACGUAAUUGAUUCAAAAUGAUUCGGAGUAAAAAGGAAGAAAAUUUAUUGCAACAUGCACGUGGAAAUGUGUUAGAGAAUCAUUCAGAUGGAACGGUGUUACAGAAUCAUUUACAUGGAACGGAACAGCAACAAAAUGAAAUAAAUAUUCAAAUUGCUUACGACAUGGCAGAAGAAGGAAUAAAUAAUGAGGAUUUUACUGGUACCGAAAAACCUAGUGAAGUAGCUUCACAGCCUGAUUUGAUACGGUCUCAUACAGAAACCUUGUCUCUUGCUACGACGCUCGACUCGACGAUAUACAAUACACCGAUGACGUCAUGUAGCGCGUUUGAUGUGUACUUGACGGCAACGGAAGGCUCGUCAUAUUCACUUGGUGACCAGAUUGUAGGAUUUGACGAAAAAACCGUGAGUGAUUACAAGCUAUCAACGGAGAGUAAAGAUAAUACGGCUAAUGAACGUAGAGCGCAAAUGCUCCGAAGUGAACCUGAUUUAGUUCAAAGGGAUCCACAUUUAUCUUCAAGGUGUGGUGGAAAAGGCGGAGAACGAUUCGGAAACAGUGGCAAAUUUUCACCGAAAAAAUCAACAGACUCAUCUGUAUCUUCAAGAGAUGGGAAACAUGAAAUAAAAAAAGAUGAGAAACAUAUAGUGAAAAAUAAAAACCAUGAUAUAAAAAAGUUGAAGCCAAAUGGAUUGUUAAAAGUGCACGUGCCUGAUGAUUCACUAAGUAUGAAAAAGGGAAUAAUGGGAGGAACAAAGGCUAUUUUGAUCCAAAAGGCAAAGGACAAGUUCAUUAUGCUGAAAGUCCUAAAGGAAUUAAAGGGGAAGAAAUCUUUCAGACCAAUAGCUGAGGAGACAGAGAAGACAACAGACCAUGAUACAGAAACGACAGACCGUGAUAAAGACACUACAAGUGAAGAUUUCAAUUUUCUGGAACAGGUACCAGUCAGUAAAAUGCAACGACAGCAACCCGCCAAAUUUAUCAUACUUCAUUAUUCACCAUUCAAAGCCGUUUGGGAUUGGAUCGUGUUGAUAUUAGUUCUUUACACUGCAGUAUUUACUCCCUACGUUGUCGCAUUCCUGUUAAACGAAGAUGAGACUCGGAUGAGACUCAAUCGGAACUCUUGGACUCGUUCCCAAAGUGACGAAAAUACGAAAGCCGAUCCAUUAGUUUUAAUUGAUUUGAUAGUAGAUCUAAUGUUUAUAGCUGAUAUUGUGAUAAAUUUUAGGACGACAUAUUUACAUAAUGGUGAAGUUGUGAUAUGUGCUAAGAAAAUAGCUAAAAAUUAUGUUAAAGGAUGGUUUGUGAUAGAUACCAUAGCAGCCAUUCCAUUUGAUCUGUUAUUGUUUGGUUCUGGAAAUAGUCAGACAAUGACAAUUGCAGGAUUUUUAAAACUAGCUAGACUUCUACGUCUUCUUCGUGUUCUGCGCAGAAUCGAACAAUUUGCCGAAUACGGAGCAGCUGUGUUGAUGUUGCUGAUGGUAUCCUUCACCUUGAUAGCACAUUGGUUAGCCUGUAUUUUUUAUGCAAUUGCGUACUUCGAGCGUCCGACCCUAGUCGCUGAGAUCAGCUGGUUGGAUGUUCUAGCGAAACAAUGUAAUAGGCCGUACAUGGUUAAUAACACACUGAGUGGGCCUACGAUCAGGUCAAAAUAUAUCACCGCUUUGUAUUUUACUUUUACGACAUUGACAAGUAUUGGAUUUGGCAACAUUGCUCCUGUGACGAACGCAGAGAAAAUAUUUGCUAUUUUUGCAAUGUUACUUGGUUCAUUACUGAGUGCUGCUAUAUUCGGUAACGUUUCAUCCAUUAUGUUACGAGUGUACCAAGGAUCUGAUGAAUUCCACGAGAAAGUCCAGAGUAUUAAGGAAUUCAUUGGGUUUCAUCAUUUACCUAAAAACCUAGCCACCCGUUUACAGGAGUCAUUCCAACACACGUGGUCAUACACGAAUGGAAUAGAUAUGAACAAUGUUUUAAAAAGUUUCCCUGAGUGCCUACAAUCUGAUAUAUGUUUACAUCUAAACAAAAACUUACUGAAUAACUGUCCAGCUUUUAAAGGGGCCAGUCCAGGCUGCCUACGUGCCUUAUCUAUGAAGUUCAAAACAACGCAUGCGCCACCGGGAGACACGCUGAUACACCCGGGUGAUAUUCUAACAGCCAUUUACUUUAUUGCCCGAGGGUCUAUAGAGAUCAUGAAAUCAGACACAGUUAUGGCAAUUUUAGGUAAAGAUGAUAUAUUUGGGGCGGACAUGAAUGCUGGUACUUCCGGGAAGUCAUUAUAUUUCGUCCGAGCUCUCUCUUACUGUGAUAUUAAUAAAAUAGAAAUGGAGGAUUUAAAAGAAAUUCUUCAAACAUAUCCAGAGUUUGCUGAGGAAUUCAUUAUCAAAUUCCAAGUCACCUUUGACCUCAAAAGAGGAACACUUCUAGAAAGAAAAUAUAAAUCAAAGAUGGAGGAUGAAACGUUACGAUUUAUUCGUCAAAAGCGUCCAAGAUUGCAAUGCAAGCGUCGGAAUGCUGAAGAUUCUGGGAGGACAAAUAUGCGACAACGUAGAAGUGAUCGAGCAAUUCGUCAUAGAGUGAGUGUUGUAGAUCAUUCCGGAAGUGAAGAUGAGGGUCCCGGCAUCCUCGAGUUUUCAACGGAAGCAGCAACAGAGUGUGUUGACAUAGAGGACGAUGCUGAAAAUAUAGAGAAGAGUUUAGACAGAAAAAAUUCAAUGCAAUCAAUUGCAGGAGCAAUGACAAAUUUCUUCAGUGUAGUUACCGGUAAAGUGAUGAAGGAAAGGAAAUUAAAAGAGCAGAAACCUUUUCUGUCAAGGUCGCAAGGAUUGCCUCGUUAUGACGUUAAUACGAAUGGACUUGCCCCACAACAUGGGUUAUCGCCCAUAGAAUCUAGCGCCUCUUAUACUCCGAAGUCAUUAUCAAGUUCCGGCCAACAAUGGAAAUUUUCAAAUAUUGAUUUUGAAAUUCAGCAACACCCUGAAAAGGGCAACCUCACGAGUCUACACGAUAUCGAUCACAGGCUCGAGAGUUUACAUGAUCGAAUGAACAAGUUUGAAAACGAACUAUUUCAAACAGUAGAUGCUAUUCUAAAUUUACUUGGACACAAGCCAAAAGUCACAAGAGAAAGUAUUCCAGCCAAACCAGAGAAAACAACGAAGCCAAAGGGAGCCAGGCUGAUAAAAAAUGCCAGCGAACUAGACAGAAUAUUACAAAAUAUGUCAUGAAACCAAAGCGAGCCAAGCUGAUAAAAAAAUGCCAGUGAUCUUAAUUGACAGAAUACUACAAAAAUGUAAUGGAUAUGUCUUAAUAUCUUACUGUUAAUUCAGAAAUUAUUGUGAGGUUUUUAUUCAUGCGAAUACGCUACUGUGUGUGUUUUCUCACAUUCUGAUAUCACAUACUUACAGAUGGAGAGUUGUCUCAUUAUCACUCAUACCACAUCUUUGUAUACAUGUUAUAUCUAUGUAUGCUGAUUUUCCCUAAACCGCAAUCAUUAAUCUCGCAUUUUUAAAAAUUCGCAAUAUCAAAGCACAGAAACAUUUCUGCAUUAGCAACUUUUCUCGGCAAACCUUUUAUAUUUAUGUGAUAUGUUCACUCUAAUUAGAACGACAAUUAUGUCAACAUUGAUGAAGGAAAACAUAGUUUGCGUUUUGUUUUUACAUUGACAGAUAUCACUGAACUCGAAAUACAAUUUCCAUAUCGACAAACCGUCAAUAACAAUCACAUAUUCAAGUUCCAUAUUCUGUAAGAGUCUUUAUGUUAGUCUCAAUCAACUGAUAAUCAUACAACGAUUGACUGUACUCAUACGUUAAUAUAUUACUCAUUAACUCAAUGAAUCCAUAAAGACGACAUUUCAUGAUAUCAACUCAUGGCUUGACUCUACUCAAUAAGACAUGCGUUCACAGACUAACUUCAAGUAGACGUCAAUUCAUUUACUCAUGGCCAUAUGAGUGUGACCUAUAAAUAAUGUCAGCGGAAACGGACACAUGAUUCAAAUACAUGUAACUGAAGACAAUCUAACGCUUAUUUUGAUUUACUCUUGUUCAAUUCUUAGAUUAUUGGUUUUUGAGAUUUCACAGUCCGGCAUACAUUUUGUACUUUGUCGUGUUACAUUUUUGUUCGCUAAAUGAAUAUUGUAACCUGCAAUUUUGUAAAACUAAGCAAAUCAUUACAAUGUAUAACGCGAGUUAUCGCUCUUUUACGAAAUUUUCAUUUGAUCUUACUGACUGAUAAUUUCCUUUCUCAACACAGUAGAGUGAUACGCAAAAACAUCGCUAGAAAUAAAGGGUGCACGUGCCCGUUGUCAAUAAAAUUAACAACGUGGCCAUAGGUAAAAUAGCGAUAAACAAAUUAUCAUUGGUCAUCUCGAAUCGAUUGCAUUUCUCACAUUUCGCCGAACCGGCUAAAGCGUGAAAAUCAAUCUCAUUGAGAUAAUCAACGAUUAUCUAUAAAUAUAAUAUCAUCGAAAAUCAGUUGGUUUACACUACGUGUAUGGUAUAUUUAUAAUCCCUAUAAAUUACGCAUGGUAACGAAUAUAUUGUUAGUAUAAAUUCACCCUUUGUCUCAAAGACAACUGUUUAUUUACAUUAUAGUGAAUGACUGGAACAUUAAAAAUUUGUAUAUAUAUAUGUUUGAUCAGUGUGGGUCAGUCUAACCGUCCAAUAUGUUUUCUUUUAUAUAACAUAUAAAAACGCUAAA